GAAGAACUAGAAUUGACGUCUAAAUAAUACUGUAAUUAAUUUUAGAUUUUAGAGGGAAUUUUUGUUUACACAAAAAAAUCGUUAAAAAUUUAUUAGACCAACAAAUGAACUUUCUUCGAUACACACUGUUUGGAGAAGCCAUUUGCUAUUUAGCUAAAAGGAAACGUGAUAAAGAUGCGGACGAAUUAACAAGAGUUGAGUCCCAAAUAUCAAGUUAUACAAGGAAAUCCAAAGAGAAUGAUGUAAAUCAAAAGGAAUUCAUAGUUACUUGGAACGGAGAAAAUGAUCCUGAGCACCCGCAAAAUUGGCCUGUACUGGUAAAGAGUUUGAUUACCAUUCAGAUUUGCCUUCUUACAUUUUCAGUAUACGUUGGCUCUGCUAUAUUUACACCUGGUGAAAUUGAGAUGAUGAAGGUGAUGCAUGUUGGUGAGGUUCCUAUAACCUUAGGAUUGACUAUGUUUGUAGUUGGUUAUGCUGUGGGGCCUUUAAUUUUAUCACCUCUUUCAGAACUACCACAGGUUGGUCGCUUAAGGAUUUAUUUGGCAACACUCUUUGUUUUUAUUUGCCUUCAGAUUCCUACAGCUUUGGGAAGCAGCCUUGGUGUGCUACUUCCAAUGCGAUUUUUGGCUGGGUUCUUUGGAUCACCUGCUUUAGCUACUGGAGGUGCUACCUUGGCUGAUAUUUGGCAGCCAACGCUUCUUCCUUAUUUAAUAUGUAUUUGGUCUCUAGGCGCUGUUGCUGGCCCUGUUUUAGGUCCAUUGCUCGGCGCUGCAAUGGUCGUGGCAAAAGAUUGGAGAUGGCAAUUUUGGUUUUUGAUGAUACUUUGUGCUUUUAGCUUUAUUUUCCUUCUUUUUUCAAUGCCGGAAACAUCAGAAUCCUAUUUGCUAUACAAACGUGCAAAAGGCUUAAGAGAAUCAAGGGGCAACCCGAGUUAUGUCACAGAAGGUGAAGUAGCGUCUCGUGAAACAAAAUUUUCGCAAUUAGCCCUUGAAACUGUUUGGCGUCCCAUUCACCUUAGUAUCUCUGAACCAAUCGUUUUAUCGUUAAACAUUUACAUUGGUUUGAUCUAUGCCAUCCUUUAUCUAUGGUUUGAAGCGUUUCCAAUUGUUUUUCAAGGGGUUUACCAUUUCACGCUUAUAGAAAACGGCCUUACAUAUAUGGGAAUUAUGGUAGGCGUUUUUAUUGCGCUAGUUCUCUUUUAUAUUGGGCUCUAUAAAGUUACAAUUCCAAAGUAUUUGGCUUCCAAUGGCAAAGUUCCACCUGAAGAGAUUUUAAAGUUUCAAUUUGCAGCUACUGUCUGUUUUCCUAUCUGUCUUUUCUGGUUCGGUUGGACCGGUCGUGCAUCUGUUCAUUGGAUGUCGCCGAUAGCCAGUACUGUGUUCUAUGCCAUGGGUACUUUUAUAAUGUUUCAAACUACGUUUCAAUAUCUCGCCUCUUGUUAUCCAAAAUACGUCGCAUCCGUAUUUGCAGGAAACGAUUUAUUUCGAUCAGGUAUGGCCGCUGCAUUUCCUCUCUUUGCUCGUGCUAUGUUUAAUAAUACAGGACCCUCUUAUGCACCCGUCGGUUGGGGAUGUACAAUCCUUGGCGUCAUAUCUUGUAUAAUGAUUCCCAUACCCUUUGUUUUAUACAAGAUGGGUACGAAAUUAAGAACAAGAUCAAAAUUCGCAGCUUCUUAAUUUUGAUAUAAUGAAGUAAUGAAAACGUUAUAUGAUUAAUAUGGUUUUUAUUGUUGUUAUGGUUUAUGAUAUAUACAGAUAUACAAAUUGUGAAAAUUCCUUUUGUUUAUUUCGCCGUUAUUUAGUUAAUGCCGCACAUUUUUAAUGUUGUUAAUAAGUUGCCGUUGUUGAAAAAA
Messenger RNA from Schizosaccharomyces cryophilus OY26, 1852 nucleotides. Its product is annotated as spermine family transmembrane transporter Caf5. The coding region runs from base 105 to 1676 and encodes 523 amino acids. NCBI's taxonomy places the organism in Eukaryota, Fungi, Ascomycota, Schizosaccharomycetes, Schizosaccharomycetales, Schizosaccharomycetaceae. Gene Ontology annotation, biological process: xenobiotic detoxification by transmembrane export across the plasma membrane. The record is from RefSeq and is a predicted model, not a curated record. The transcript has 2 exons. Gene Ontology annotation, molecular function: fluconazole transmembrane transporter activity.